Limanda limanda (common dab) is the source of this 1865-nucleotide messenger RNA. RefSeq names its product cytochrome P450 2J4-like. The record is from RefSeq and is a predicted model, not a curated record. Gene Ontology annotation, biological process: xenobiotic metabolic process. Lineage: Eukaryota; Metazoa; Chordata; Actinopteri; Pleuronectiformes; Pleuronectidae. The coding region runs from base 75 to 1568 and encodes 497 amino acids. Gene Ontology annotation, cellular component: cytoplasm; intracellular membrane-bounded organelle. The transcript has 9 exons. Gene Ontology annotation, molecular function: oxidoreductase activity, acting on paired donors, with incorporation or reduction of molecular oxygen, reduced flavin or flavoprotein as one donor, and incorporation of one atom of oxygen; heme binding; iron ion binding.
UGUUACACUGCUCAGAAGAGAAAGAAUUGGAAAACACAGUCCUUCCUCCUGCUGCUGCUUUGGCUUUUGAAACCAUGUGGCUUUAUGAUUUUUUGCUGAGUUUCGACCUUAAGGGGUUGAUUCUGUUUCUGUUCAUUUUUAUUUUAAUGACAGAUUUCAUCAAACACAGGAAUCCACCAAAUUAUCCUCCAGGACCGCCUGGUCUUCCCAUUGUGGGGAAUUUCUUCAGUAUGGACAGCAAACAUCCACAAAAUUAUUUUACCAAGCUGGCUGAUGUCUACGGGAAUGUGUUCAGUGUCCGCCUCGGGGGGGAAAAGAUGGUGUUUGUGACUGGGUAUAAGAUGUUGAAGGAAGCCAUAGUGACACAAGCUGAGAACUUUGUGGACCGACCACACAGUCCGAUGAUUGACAGGAUAUACAAAGGCGGCUCAGGUGGUCUGUUCAUGAGUAAUGGUGAAACAUGGAAGAAACAGCGGCGUUUUGCUUUGUCCACCUUACGCACAUUUGGCCUGGGCAAAAGUCUCAUGGAGCAGAGCAUCUGUGAGGAGAUCCGAUACCUGCAGGAGGAGAUGGAGAACGAGAAAGGUGAACCUUUCAACACAGCAGGCCUCUUCAACAACGCUGUAUCCAACAUCAUUUGCCAUAUGGUGAUGGGAAAACGCUAUGAGUACAGCGACCACAACUUCCAGACCAUGCUGAGGUAUCUGUCAGAGGUUAUUAGGCUUGAGGGCACCAUAUGGGCUUCGCUGUAUGAAUCGUUCCCCAACGUGAUGAACUACUUGCCAGGUCCUCACAACAAAAUAUUCAGCCACUAUAUUGUCCUCCAAGACUUCCUUAACCAGGAGUUACAAAGUCACAAGAAGGACCUGGACCACAGCAAUCCCCGGGACUACAUUGACACUUUCCUCAUUGAAAUGGAAAAUCACAAAGACACCGACCUGGGCUUCACUGACCAUAAUCUGAUUAUGUGCUCUCUGGAUCUGUUCGUGGCCGGAACAGAGACAACUGCCACCACAUUGCAGUGGGCUUUGGUUUAUCUCAUCAAUAACCCUGAGAUCCAAGUAAAGGUCCAGGCAGAGAUAGACGGAGUGAUCGGACAGAGCCGUCAGCCCACUAUGGCCGACAGACCCAACAUGCCCUACACUGACGCUGUCAUCCAUGAGAUCCAGAGGAUGGGAAACAUUGUUCCUCUGAAUGGACUCAGAGUAGCUGCCAAGGACACAACACUGGGUGGUUACUUCAUACCUAAGGGUGUGUCCAUAAUGCCCAUGCUGACCUCGGUGCUGUUUGACAAAGAUGAGUGGGAAACCCCGAACACGUUCAACCCCGGACACUUCCUGGAUGCUGAGGGAAAGUUUGUGAGGAAAGAAGCUCACCUGCCUUUCUCUGCAGGGAAACGUGUGUGUCUUGGAGAGGGCCUGGCCAAGAUGGAGCUGUUUCUGUUUUUGGUAGGUUUAGUGCAGAAGUUCUCUUUCACGGCUCCUGAUGGAGUCGAGCUGAGUACAGAAGGAGUUACUGGAGCAACUCGAGUGCCGCACCCCUUCAAGGUUCAUGCCAAGGUUCGCUGAAUUAGGCGACAUCUCACUGAACUGUUUUCCACUGAAUCAAGGCACAACAGGACAAGACACAAGCAAAUCACAGAAGAGACAGCUCAUUCUGAUGCUUUCACUGUUGUAUGAUCAUGUACUGAAGACCUGCUUAGUCUCUCUGCCUGUUCAUUUAACUCUGUGUGAUGAAGUUAGUGAAUUGUAAAUGUUUAAUGAUGUGUUGAUAGUUUCAGUUUAAAAUAUGUUUGCUUUUGUUUAAUUAAGGAAAUCAUCCAUUAAUAAUAAACUGACAUGGUUAAAUAAAUGAAUUUAAUUAAA